Papaver somniferum (opium poppy) is the source of this 1278-nucleotide messenger RNA. RefSeq names its product serine acetyltransferase 5-like. Gene Ontology annotation, molecular function: L-serine O-acetyltransferase activity. The transcript has a single exon. Lineage: Eukaryota; Viridiplantae; Streptophyta; Magnoliopsida; Ranunculales; Papaveraceae. Gene Ontology annotation, cellular component: cytoplasm; cytosol. The record is from RefSeq and is a predicted model, not a curated record. Bases 36 to 1067 code for a protein of 343 amino acids.
UCUCUAUACAAUUUAUAAUUUUCUACUACCAAACAAUGGCAUCUUCAGUGUUCCCACCUGGUACAUUGAUUCAAUCAUCCAAGUUCCAAAGUAAAUCAACAUUAAAAUUUAAAGAUUCAAACCAUAAACUUGGAAAACUGAAUUUUGCAAUCAAAUGUGAAGCAUCAGCAGAGUCAUCAUCCGGUAAAUCAAAACAACUGCAACAACCCUUGGCAUCCACAACAAUAACAAAAUCAGAGUUAGUUGUAGAAGAUGAAACCUGGCUCUGGUCUCAAAUCAAAGCAGAAGCACUUCGUGAUGCAGAAUCUGAACCAGCGUUAGCAUCAUACUUAUACUCCACUAUCCUCUCUCACUCAUCUCUUGAGAGAUCAUUAUCAUUUCAUCUAGGUAACAAACUGUGUUCCUCAACUUUAUUAUCAACACUUCUAUAUGAUUUGUUUCUGAACUCGUUCGCUACCGAUCCCGAUUUACUCUCUGCAACUGUAGCCGAUUUAAAAGCAGUCCGAGCUCGUGACCCGGCUUGUGUAUCUUACUCACAUUGUUUGUUGAAUUACAAAGGAUUUUUAGCUUGUCAAGCACAUAGAAUUGCACACAAAUUAUGGGUCGACUCUCGUCGUCCGUUAGCCUUGGCAUUACACUCUAGGAUUGCAGAUGUAUUCACGGUGGAUAUACACCCGGCAGCCAAGAUUGGGAAAGGGAUAUUGUUUGAUCAUGCUUCUGGGGUUGUGGUAGGGGAAACUGCAGUGAUUGGUAAUAAUGUGUCAAUUUUGCAUCAUGUAACGUUGGGUGGGACGGGGAAUUCGGUUGGUGAUAGGCACCCAAAGAUUGGUGAUGGGGUGUUGAUUGGUGCAGGAGCCACUAUAUUAGGGAAUAUUAAGAUUGGUGAAGGAGCUAAAAUUGGUGCAGGGUCUGUUGUGCUAAUUGACGUGCCUGCAAGAACGACUGCUGUGGGUAAUCCUGCAAGAUUAGUUGGUGGAAAAGAGAAACCUUCUCGGCAUGAAGAUGUUCCUGGUGAAUCUAUGGACCAUACCUCUUUCAUAUCUGAAUGGUCCGAUUACAUUAUAUGAACAAUGUCUGAUAACAAAAUAAAUUUGAUUUCACUUCUUCUAUUCUUCAAUAAGUUUUUAUGCCAGUAUACUUACUUGGAGUCUUUGAUAGAGUUUUUUUAUGUUGUUAUUAAGAAAAAGAACUUUGUCUUUUGCUAUGGAUUUUGUUUUGGAAAUUAGUAUUCUCAUAUAGUGCAAAUUGCUUAGAGUAACUUUUCUGUUUGAAGUAUUA